UUAAGAUGUAACAGACAUCGCAUGGAAACAGCAGAGGGCAGCAAUACGCCUCGGAUGCAUCUAGUCUGCCAAAACCCAAGAAGAAGAAGAUUCUUCUUCCCUGGUCUUACAGCAGAAACAUGGCGACCUUGUGUAAGGUUGUGUACAGGCUCAGGUGUGGGGUCCGGGUAACCCCCUCCAAGUUCAUCCAGAGCUCUUUCUGCUCUGACUCCAGCGGAGCCUCCAGUAGUGACCAGCCCGCCCCUGAGAGACCUAAGUCCGGCUUCGCUGCCGCCUUCGACCUCCAGUCCGAACUCCGGCGGGAGGCUGAGAGCUCCGCGGCCGGGAGCAGCGCCUCCUCCCCGGUCCAGAAAGAGAGCUUCGCCUCGCUGCUCCGCCGGUCCCCGCUGAUGCAGAUGGGUCCUCCCAAAGAUAAGGUGGUUAUCGGGAGAAUAUUCCACGUGGUCCAGGACGACCUGUACAUCGACUUCGGAGGAAAGUUCCACUGUGUGUGCCAGAGGCCGGCUGACGGAGAGAGGCUGCAGCGGGGCACCAGGGUCCGUCUGCGGCUACAAGACAUGGAGCUCACCUCCCGCUUCCUGGGAGCUGCCACUGACACUACGCUGCUGGAAGCACAAGCUUUCCUGCUGGGCCCACUGGAGUCGAGAGAGACUCGGGAGCCCCAGAGCCAGGACUGACUGGGGCCAAAGAACCGAGACUUACUAGGACAGACCUCCAGGCUGGGCUUGGGUUAAAAUCAGACAAUUGUGAAUGGGGUUUGGUUGGACUGGAGCUAAAGGACAAUCCUGAACUGGAGCCAGGAGGACAGGCAGCUGACUGGGACUCGGUCUACAUAUAUUAACUCUUAUGACACGUGGAGGUUGAUUUCAGACUCUGAUAUUACACAGUUGUAAGAAAAAUAACAUCCUGUUAAUGGACUGCUGGUCACGUGAUGUUAAGUUGAAGCCAGUUUCUAUCAAAGAGAUUAAAUGUCAGACUGUAAAAUAAAUAUUCAUCAUUAUUUCCUUUUUGACUGUUUGAUGACUCCACCCCUCCCAGAAUAACAACUUUUACAGAGAAGGGUUGAAAUUUAAAAUUUAAUGAUUUUAAAGGAUAAUCUUAAUGUGCACAAGACAUGUUCCCACCAGAUCACUUCCAGAACAAAUAAAUAACACUUGUGCACCUGGUAGUACCUUUUUUCCACCAAAUAUUACUAGUUUAUGAGAACAUAUUUUUGUGUGCAAGAGACAAAAAAGUUCUUGCCAAGUAUUGCAGGAGAUAAUUUGGGGACUGUUAAUAUUAAGGGUCAAGUUGCCGUUGCACAAGAUAAUAACUUUAACCCUUAGAGAUAAUUUGACCACACAACAGAAACUCAGAAAAGUGUCUUAUUCACAGAUAUUGGCUUACGAACAAGAAAAUAAACUUGGUUAACAAAAUAACACGGGCAAGUUAGGAUCAUGACCUGUCCCAACAAGAUAACGAGGGAAAGACACAAGGAUAUUUUUGGAAUAAUUGAUCUCUGUGGUGCAUAAGAUAGGAAAGUGAGGAAAUAACUUAUUUCUUCAAAUAAUGACUUGUUGAAACAAGAUCAUUUCUAUGCACAAGAUAACAUCUAAUAUGUGUCCUCAGAGCUCGUGCAGACCGCUGCCUGUGUCUUCUGCUGUCAGUAUAAAGAUCCUCCUCACAUUCAAAAACCAGA
This is a messenger RNA of Xyrichtys novacula (pearly razorfish), 1678 nucleotides long. Lineage: Eukaryota; Metazoa; Chordata; Actinopteri; Labriformes; Labridae. The record is from the annotation of a GenBank genome assembly.